Messenger RNA from Symsagittifera roscoffensis, 5235 nucleotides. RefSeq names its product calmodulin-lysine N-methyltransferase-like. The transcript has 11 exons. Lineage: Eukaryota; Metazoa; Xenacoelomorpha; Acoela; Convolutidae. Gene Ontology annotation, molecular function: calmodulin-lysine N-methyltransferase activity. Gene Ontology annotation, cellular component: cytoplasm. Bases 22 to 945 code for a protein of 307 amino acids. The record is from RefSeq and is a predicted model, not a curated record.
AACUUAUUAAAUAGAUGUGUUAUGUCGGAUGUUCGUGCUGAUGGUAAACAAAAAGAUGUUAAAGGAUCUCCACUCUCAGAAAUCGGAAGGAGAUGGUCUCUCGUUGGUAAAAUAUUCAGAGAUAGACAGGUGGAUCGUAAACAUCUUUCGGCAGACAGCAGUGGAUAUGCAGAGCAGUCAAGUACUGUCGUGUUUGAGUCAUUCCAGCUGGUAAAAUCAGAAGUAGUAGAGGAAGACAACAGCGAGUGUUGCUGGAAGAGACAUUGGUUGUCUAUAAAUGCUAAUGGUGAUAAGGGAACUAAUGUGGAAAGGGAAGUGUCGGUAAUGGUGAGGCAUCUGACAGGUCCGAUCAUGUUCGAAGAGUUGCUCAAGUUCAACAACACUGGAAAUGUCUGCGUUUGGCCUGCUGAGGAAGUUCUUGCCUUCUAUCUUCUAAAGAGUCAAAGCAAAUUCACAGGCAAAUCAGUGAUCGAACUGGGAGGAGGAAUGACAUGUUUAGCUGGUCUUCUGCUGGCAGCAGCGGUCAAAUGUGACCGAGUGAUGUUAACAGACGGAUCUGACGAAUCGAUUUCAAAUCUGCAAUUGACUCUAGAGCGCAACUCGCACCUGAAAACACAAGAUGUCAAAUCAAGGCUUCUUCGAUGGGACUACGUGGAGGAUGAAUCAUUCUCUGAUUUGAAAGAACAAUUUGACCAUGUCAUAUCAGCCGACUGCCUAUUCUUUGAUGAGUUCAGAAGUCAUCUUGCACAUACAAUAGCAACUGUUUUAAAACCAAGGGGUGAGGCGCUAAUAAUAGCACCGAAGAGAGGCCACUCAUUUGACGACUUCGUCUCCAUCUGCAGGAGUGACCGCUUCAAGCCACUGUUCUCGUCUGUCGAGGUCGAUUCGCACUUCGACGCAUAUAUCUACAAGCUAAGCGAAUAUGGCAGUCGUAGUAUGGUGUGAAAGCAAGUGAGUAUCCAGUCGGUGGUCGGGAUUUGAGUCGUAGUCUCCGCAGUCUUUUAAUAAUGAAUUUUCAAGGCUCCUUUUUGCCGUCUUUCGUCUGCGUGUGAAGUGCAGUUUUGCUUCUAUAUAAAAAUGUUCGACUAAUCAAAAACCAAAUUUUAACGAAAUUGAAUGUCCAUAGCAAUGUUUUAGUGAAUUAAAUGAGCAAUAUUUUAGUGAAUUGUAUGGCGAUGCUGAUUGAUUAUUCGUAUAGUUGAAAACCAUUUCGUUUCAGUAUCUGAAAAGAAGUACCAACUUCAGUCCAUCAAGACAUCAGCCAAUCCUCAUCAAGCUGACUAAGUGCUCAUAGCCGAGCGAUUGCUAGCUCAAGUGGUGCUCAAAUCCCAAUGCAGAUAGAAAAUAAAAACAAACCAGGUCAACUAAGUUCAAGUCACUGUCACAACAGAAAGGACCACAUCAAUAACCGACAUCACGCCACACAUUACCAGACUUCAUUCCAAUCUGAAGCGAGCGUUUCUAUCGAGUCUUUUCCGGCCAGAUAUCCGUCGCAGUAUCACACGUCUUCGAGCAGUAGUCAGCUCAUAAUUAAGUCAUCAGUGCUAAUCUUCGGCCAUCACUACAAAUAUAUAUAAAGAUUUUUAUAAAAAUUAGUAUCAAAAUUUUCGAAUGUUUCAAAUUAUUAUUGCAGUCGGCACCAAAUUUUUGGGAGAGUUUUGAACUGCCAAAAACCGGCAGUCAAUAGGCGAUAUUAACUGUUGCACUCAGGAGUAUUGACUUUUUUUAGGUCGACCGAAUUGAUUUUCUGAGCUCUCCAAAAUCCUCAUAAAGACCUUAAUUCGACUAAUUUUUUUACGCCGCAGGCCAAAAAAGCGGUUUUAGGCCCUUUUUAAAGAUUUUUUUUUUCGGCGCGCGCUCCUUCCUCAAAGUUAGUAGUAUAUUUUGGCGCCAAAGGCUGCCUUAGAAAAAAUUUAAUGUCAGUCAGCCAAAAAUGGAUAUUUCAAAAUAGUACAAAGGGGGACCCUUUGGAUCAGCAGGGGGUCGAAUCCCUGAUGGGGGGGGGGCGUUCAGACCCCCUAAAUCCGCUACUGGUUGAAUUUACUUUUAAAAGUCGACAUUUACGAAAUAUAACUCUAUUUAUUGAAAAUGAUUGCUGCUAGUAUCAUCUUAAAAUCAAUAACUUGUAGGGUUUAAAAUAAUAUCGACUCAUGCAUUUUUCCUGCAAUAGAAUUCUUAGUUUUUUAUUCGAAAUGAUAUGUUUUUAUUCUGUUUCUGAAUUUCCUGAAAAUUCUUUUAUUAGCCUUAAGCUAAAUCAAUAAUGAAAACUCUCAUAGAGUCAAGUUUCAUUUGGCAUUGGUCGUGAAUUUUACCCUUGCCAUUGCGUGUUGAACCAGGCACUAGACUUGUUCCCCCGUAAACAACUUUGCUCGCAAGAUUUCGCACUCGUGUUUCAACUUGGUUCACAAUAAAUUAAAAAUCAAUCAGCUAUCCAGCGCAUCUGGAAUAGAUGGAAAUUACUUGCAUUAGGCGAGAAAGGUUAGAGGUUCGAAUCCGGCUGGGAAAUUGAGAGAGUGUAAAAUCCGGCUGGGGUUUUCUGAAUUUCCAAAUGCCAUUUUAAAAGUCCUUUUGGUUGAGGCAAUUGAAUUACAAGAUUUUUGUGGCUCAACGAAUGUUUGCGGAAAAAUUGUCGGCUUUAUUACCACUUCGUAAGAUUUAUGUCGAUGCAAAUAUAAAUUUUAAUUGUCUCGUUGACUUGUUUUUUUUAAAUUUUUUCCAGGAAAAGUCUUAAAAUUUGUUCAGCCUCAAAUUAAAUUUUCCUCGGCUAAACUUUUGAUUUCUUUUUAAGUUAAGUUCAUUUUAUUGUAAAGAGGAAGGUAAUCAUAGUCUAGUAUUACGAAAACAGGGUUUUCGUUUGAUCAUAGUGUCUAAUGUGACUUUUCAUUCAGUUGUUUUCACAUAAGAAAAAAAACUUUUCCCUCAGUGUUAAAAUAUUAUUUUUUACACAAGCAAAAUUGUGUGUUAUUACGAACUCUCUUUUUUCCCAACCUAAGUCACAAAUAUUAGUGUUCUUUUUGAAAGUGCUCUUUUAUUGCAAUAUAUGCAUAAGAUCAAUAACCAGCUAUUAAGUACAUCCAACGCUAAGGAUAUUAAUGCAGACUAUUAUAUGAAAAAUAGCACUUUAGCUUCAAGGUAUCAUGGAUCUGUAGCGUAGAGGUAUGAAAGGAGACCAGCAGCAAAAUAAGAGGGUUCGAACCUCAACAGGUUCACAUGUUUUUAAUGAACUUUUUCGUAUACUAGUUAAAAUGCGUCCGCUCUAUAAAUUGAGGCAUUUUAGUUGGUAAAUUUCUUUUCAAAUUGACUGGUACUGCUAAUGCGUCAUAAUUGGCUUGCGUCACUUAGCAAUUAUGUAGACUUAUAAUUGGCGUGCGUCACUUAAGAAAUUUUGUAGACUCAAAGUUUUUCUCAUUCAGUUUUUCCCAGUAGCGUUGUCGGUCAUAUUUUAGCUUGUGUAUGCGAAGUGCCACUUCGCCUCUGUGUAAAUUCUUAAAAUUGGGGUGAAAAGUUUGAUAUUUACCUUCAUAUUUUAAUUUACUCCGUUUGAUUAGCAAGAUUAAUGUAACAGUACUGCAUUUUGUUUCCUAUAAAAAAUUUGCUAAAAGAUUUUGCACGUGAGAUAUUACGUGCUUCAUUACCCUCGCGAUAAAUACCGCUAUUGCAACCUGGUACUAAUUUUCUUUUUUCAGAUUUUUAAUUGUUCACUGGAUGACUGAAAUUGGUGGUCUUAAACAAAACUGUACUUUCGUCAACUUUAAGACGUAUUUAAAGCAUGACUGCAUUAAAGCAUGACUGCAUUAAGGCGCUUUUGUAAUGAACGUAGUGGGUACUCUUAUAUUGGUUUUGAAGAUAUAUUGUUCAAGAAGUCUUAAAAUUUGUUCCUGCUUAAAUUUGAUCCAAGUUCCACUAUCGACCAGAAAAAAAUGUACGGUCUCGAAAAAGCGGGAUCAACUUCUAAUUUCGAAAAUGGAAUUUAAUUAUCAGAUUUCCCAGCGAAAAAAAAGUUUUUCUCAUGACCUUAAUUUUUUCAAAUUGGGUUAAUUUUAUUAAGAGUAAUGAACCUAGUGAAGAGUUGGAUAGGUAUUGCUGAAUUUUUUUCGCAGUUUCUGAGUUGAUUUGAAAUUCAUGUGCUUAUUGUGACUUAAUUAGCACUCUCCAAAUACUAACGUGGAAAUGGCGCGAAAAAACGUGAACGAUUUCUAGUUUCGAAAGUGAAAUUCAAUUUUAAGAUUUCCAGCGGAAUAAAAUUUUGACCUAUUGAUCCAGUUUUUUCAAAUUGAGUUAAUGUUAUCAAAAAAGCGUUCAUUACUCUUUUUCCAAUCUUCGAUUGGCUAUGCUCAAAAAAUAUCGACGGUUCUGCUGUAAUAUCGAAGAUUUUUUUUGGAGUCAGACAACGAGAGAAGUAUAGGUUGUGAUAAUUUUUUUCAUGAAAAGAUUUGUUUGCGCUGAAUUAUGAUUUUUCGCGGUUUGAUUAUUGAUUUUUUUAAGUUUGUUUUAGUUCAUUUUAUUCGCAAAAAGGAAGGUUAACUCCACUAUGGGACACUAAAAUUGUAAAGAGCUGGAAAAAGGUCUUCAUUUUUAAGUGCAAUUCGAAUUGAUUUAUUAAAAUGAAGGCAUUUACGCUCUCGUAUUAUGAAAACGGAAAUAGUGCAGAUAAUUGUGAUCAAAUUUUAGCUUCGAAAGUGGAUUUACAUUUUAAGAUUUCCUAGCGUCUUAAAGAAAUAACAUAUUGAUCCAGUUUUCUCUAAUUGAGCUUGUUCUUCGAAAAAAUUGUUGUUCAUAAAAUUUUCUUAAAAUUUAGAGAGCUUCAACGUCUUUUUGAAAUUAUAAAGGCUGCUUUGAGCUAAUUUGUUCAGAGAAUGAAUGAGAAUUUGAAUGAGUUCACUUUGAGUACGAUGUGCCUCCAUUUUAAAUUUUCGCCUCAAGAUAAAAUUUUUUAUUGGUGCCAAAAAGGCGGCUUCAUCGGAAUUUUGAGUAAUUUUCUGUUGGAAGUUAGGCUUUCCCUCAGUUGAAAGAUUGUCAAACAAAGUUGGUAAUUUGGGGAGCGACCGGAAGCUGUUUUAAUUGUUUGAGAAAGCAUAAGUGUUGGAUUGGGGGCUAUUCUCAUGCGCGAAGGACCGAAUGGGCGAGAAAACUCGUGGCCGAAAGUCAAUUUUUAAAAAGAAGAAAUUGCUAUUCAAUUAAAAUGAAUUAAGUGAAGCAAUCUUUUGCUUUUUUCUUAACGAAACCCUUGAAGUA